This is a messenger RNA of Selaginella moellendorffii, 721 nucleotides long. Its product is annotated as proteasome assembly chaperone 2. Gene Ontology annotation, cellular component: nucleus; cytosol. The coding region runs from base 31 to 645 and encodes 204 amino acids. The transcript is spliced from 6 exons. The record is from RefSeq and is a predicted model, not a curated record. Gene Ontology annotation, biological process: proteasome assembly. NCBI's taxonomy places the organism in Eukaryota, Viridiplantae, Streptophyta, Lycopodiopsida, Selaginellales, Selaginellaceae.
CUUGCCUCAACUUUAGGGUUCUUCGUCGAUAUGGAGUUUUGUGGCGACAGUGCGACGCGCGCUUGUACUGCCGGCGCUCUCGAUUGGAAAUGCGGGCCAGCUCGCCGUGGAUCUCUUGAUUUCGACGUAUGGAAUGCCCAGGUGUACGUGGAUUCUGCUAGUGACUUGCAACAGCAAUCGCCUCUUGUCAAGGGCUCCACGCUUAAGUUUGCCGAGAAUCUGGCCGACUGGGCGAAGAGUGAGGGAUUUGAAAACGUCGUCGUGCUAUCCGGCUUGGACUCGGAAAAGAGACACCUUCUCCACAACGCUGGGCCUCAAGUUUACUAUCAAACCAGCGCCAGCGAAGAUGGCAAAGACGAGCUGUGCGAGAGACUAGGCUGGCUGGACGUGAAACAAUCCGGUCAGCACACCGAGCCCUUCGAGUUUUCUGUGCUGAGAGAUGCGAUGGAUGGUAGAGUCGGAGAGCAUGACCAAGACUACCUCUCACGGCUGCUGGUUACUGCUCUGUUCACGUCCUUCAAGAAAAGAGGCUUGAAAGUUCUGUCAGUGCUGAGCUACUGUGCCAAAGGAGAUAACAUCCCAGAUGCUACCAGUUUAGCUAUUAUAAGCUACUCAAUAAGUGUAGUGUAUAUGAUCAUCAGUUGAUAUUUGGAUAUACUAUCAUCACGGAUUUUUGAAACAUUGUGAUAAAAUAAGUAUUAAAAACUUUUUUAUUAAGUAA